Molecule: messenger RNA, 2016 nt
Organism: Talaromyces marneffei
Lineage: Eukaryota; Fungi; Ascomycota; Eurotiomycetes; Eurotiales; Trichocomaceae
Exons: 2
Coding region: 1-2016 (671 amino acids)
Molecular function (GO): protein binding
Source: RefSeq, a predicted model, not a curated record
AUGUCGCACGCCCAUUUCCACCGUCAUGAAAGACGGAAUUUCAUUUCGGACGUGGAGGAUUUCUUUGGGGUCAAUUACGCAAAGGGUCCACAGAGUACUGUAACUGAAACUGCGUCGAUUGUAUACGUGACUGCGUCGCCAACCUUCACCGGCCCAAUCGGUGGUUAUAUCACGGGCACAGAUACUGCCAGCCCUGCGGAUCCAACUACAACCGCAGGAAAGGGUGCUCCUGUAGCUCAGUCAUCAACAAAGACAACCGCCGCGAGUUCAAAAUCAGACACAUCUACCACCACUAAGGUUCCUGCUCCCACGACUCAUACUACUUCAACUCUCUCGACAACGUCAACCUCGCUGUCCGACUUGUUGACCACCUCGAGCGAUCCUCCUGCGACAACUUUCUUGACGUCUUCUUCAACGCAAUCUGCAUCUUCCACUUCAACCGAUACAGCACUAGACCAGCUCUCGUCUUCUCCCACUGCUUCUCCCACUACUUCUGCAGCCGCAUCCACUUCCAAUGGUCUUACAGGAGGUGCCAAAGCAGGAAUCGCCAUUGGUGUCUUGUUCGGCGUUGGUCUUAUUGCUGGAUUGAUUCUGUUCUGGCUACAUAAGCAGAAGAAGAACAGAGAAGAAGCGGCUGCUGCUGCCGCUGCUGCAGAAAAUGAGAAAUUUACUCCAAGUCAACCCCCACCAAUGACUAGCGCUCAGUCACCACAGUCAAUGGCAGCUUACUCUUCUGCGCCGUCAACUCCAGCGACUGCCCCUCAAGUCAGCUUGCGUCCGAUCACUCAGUUCAACCCUUUGUUGAGCCAGCCUGGUGGUGCCAAUCCUUACGCCGCUGGUGCUGUAGGUGCUGCCGUCGGUGGUGCUGCUGCUGCUGCCGGUGGCCUACAAGUAAAUCGGUCAGCUGAACGCCCUUACAGCGGCUCAGCACAUGUUCCUCCUCAGUCUCCUCGUCAAGAUCCAUUCACUGAUCCUGUUAAUCCUUUCGAUAAUGGAGCGCAAACUGCAUCUCCUCCUAUGCCCCCUGCUAAAGAUGCAUCGUCUCCAGUCAGGGAUUUGACGCCUUCGCCUACCGGUAGUGCCCACAACUUGGCCAGCCCUAUUGCUGAAGAACCGUCCGCUGGGUCAGUAGAAGCUGCCGCUGCCGGUGCUGUCGCAGGUGCUGCUGUUGGCGCUGCUGCUGUUGCGGCCGCUGCUGCAAAGUCCGAUGACAAGCCAGCUGAAUCACGAACACCGUCGCCUGAAUAUGUUGAAAAUGCUGGAUCUCGACCUCAAUCCCCAGUUGUCGGUGGUGCCGGUGCUCCAGUUAGUAACGUUCACCGUGUUCAAAUGGACUUCACGCCUUCCCUGGCCGAUGAAAUGGAACUUCGCGCCGGUCAGCUUGUCAGACUCUUGAAGUCGUACGAUGAUGGAUGGACUCAAUGCUCCAGCAUGGAUGGCUCAGUCCAGGGUAUCGCACCACGCACAUGUCUCUCUGCCCGACCUCUACAGCCUCGACGCUCGCCUGGACCUAACGGACCUGGUGGUCCUCGUGGUCCACCCAUCAUGGCUCCCAAUGGAAGGCCCAUGUCCCCAGCAGGUGGCCGAAUGGGACCUCCCCCUCAGAUGAAAGGAGCUCCUCCACGUUUCUACAAUGACGGUCGCCCUAUGACUCCAACUGGUUCCGGAAUGCCGCAGUUUCCACCACCUCCUGGCACUCCACGAGCCAUGUCACCUGGACCCGGCCGUGGUGUCGAUGUUCCGCGCCCAUUAACACCGGGAGGAUCACGUCCUGCUAGCCCUGCUGGGGGGCGAUCGCGUAGCAACAGCGCUAGUGUUGCUCAAAUGGGCGGACGUCCUGCCAUGCAUCGAGGAAGUCAAAGUCCUCUAGCUCCACCAACUGGUCCUUUACCAGGCCCUCCUAUGCAACCUGUACAGAGCCCUACCGCAGCCCCGGCAGCACCAGCACCUCAAGUCCAGAAUGAUGCACGUCCCGAGCCAGCUAUAGAAAGGAAACCCGUUCCCGGUCAACAAUAG